Molecule: messenger RNA, 438 nt
Organism: Pyrenophora tritici-repentis Pt-1C-BFP
Lineage: Eukaryota; Fungi; Ascomycota; Dothideomycetes; Pleosporales; Pleosporaceae
Product: Erg28 domain containing protein
Cellular component (GO): endoplasmic reticulum; membrane
Molecular function (GO): protein-macromolecule adaptor activity
Source: RefSeq, a predicted model, not a curated record
AUGGACGCGCUACAAGCAUGGCUCCCCCAAGCAGAAGGUCUGCUACCAAAAUGGCUGCUCUUCGUUUCCAUCGUAUCAAUGGGAAACUCGGUGCAAUCUUAUAGCACACUCGCAUUUACGUCACGCGUCUACAAUCCUACGCCAAUCGAUCCGCCUCCUACUACCCCGAAACACGUAACCGCACUCUCGUCGCGCACUUUCGGGACCUGGACUUUCCUCACAGCCAUGAUUCGGUUCUAUGCGGCCUACAAUAUCAACGAUCCUGCAUUCUAUCAGUUGGCCAUGUGGAGUUAUGCGGUGGCUUGGGGACAUUUCAUGAGUGAGUGGUGGGUGUUUGGAACGACCAGAUGGGGGAAGCCUUUGGCUGGACCGAUAAUUGUUGCAAAUACCAGUCUGAUCUGGAUGUGGCUGCAAUGGGGAUUCUAUGUCAAGGCUUAA